Messenger RNA from Lactuca saligna, 1308 nucleotides. NCBI's taxonomy places the organism in Eukaryota, Viridiplantae, Streptophyta, Magnoliopsida, Asterales, Asteraceae. The record is from the annotation of a GenBank genome assembly.
AUGACGGUAAUUCAAGAAGUCUUGCAAACGCCGAUGAUUUCACCAACACCGACCUUCUCGUCACCAUUGAUGGCCGCUUCGUCAAGCUUCGCCCCAACAGCAUCAGUUUCUUCCAAUUUCACCCCCGAAACCCUAGGGUUAAAUAUUGAACAUCUGUCUUCCACCAACUUCGCCACAACCCUGAAGGCUAAUUCCAAUAACAACAGUAAAUCGGUUCUAAGAGCUUGUUUAGGGCCAACACCAACAAUAAUACCCAAGCCUCCAAGGCUGUUUGUAUGUGAAGAAAAUCGUGUCAAGAUGGACGUCACUAUACCCCCUCAUUCUAAAUCCAGGUAUAAGGAAAUCAUGAUGGAAGUGGGAUACAACCAUGACAAAAUCUCAUUGGUCCCAAGCUCUCGAUUUGAAGAUAACAACACCAAUGACAGGUCAACCAACCUUCAUUGGUACAAAGGACCAACCCUUCUUGAAGCACUUGAUCAGAGCAGAAAGCUUAAGAAACCACCGGACAAAACACUCCGUCUACCACUUCCUAAGGUCUACAAGGUUGUUGGUAUUGGAACCGUACCAGUGGGACGUGUUGAGACCGGUGAUGUAAUGCCUCACUGGUGUACAAACGCUCUAACCACUGGAUUUAUUGCUGCAAAAGAAAAUCAAAUCAAGGAGGAAUCAAAUAUAACAAGCACUAAAGUUGAGAACAGACAAAGGGAUGUCAAUGAUCAAUCAGGUAAGUCAAACUUCACGCAUACCAUGAGGAGAAAUGGAACUGGAUUUCAACAAGGGGUGGCUAGGGAGGCUGAGAAGGGGAUUAGUGAGUUAGUGACAUUUGGUAACAAAGGUGAGGGCAACUUAGACAUGAGUACAUUUCAUGGAAAAGAAGAAAAAAAUAAUCAAGGCAUGUCUUGGUUUACACCUCCAAAUGAUGCCCAUGCAAAAAGUGAACAUUGUUAUAUUCCAAAAAGAAUGAUGCAAACAUGGAAUGGGCACACAAAGGGGGUUUUAGCGAUUAGGUUCCUACUUGAUAACAACCACUUGCUUUUGUUGGCUGGAAUGGAUACCAAGGUCAAGAUUUGGGAAAAUUUUAAUUCAGACAAGUAUGAGGAAUUAAUGGAGGUUGAUGUUAUUGAUCCCAUGAAGAUGGUGAUAUCUAACUGGGAGUAUGUGGCAGAGACGUCCCUCAUAUCAGAUUUAGUAGAGCAAGUGAGUGGGACAUAUGUAGGAAUAGGAAUUGCUGAUCAUGGCAAGGCACAAGGCAAGACAAAAAGGUCACCAAGGGGUGUUUGGAUGUUACACCAUUUCUAUCCACCUUGA